Phytomonas sp. EM1 is the source of this 980-nucleotide messenger RNA. The record is from the annotation of a GenBank genome assembly. Lineage: Eukaryota; Euglenozoa; Kinetoplastea; Trypanosomatida; Trypanosomatidae.
GGUCUGGCAUGGGCUUUUCUUCCUUUUUAAACAGUCUCCUUGACGUUUAGUCUUAGUAUUGUAUCGCUUUAAUUUAUGUUUCAGGCCUGAAUUUUAAGUAAAUUGCUUAAACUUUGUAUAUAGAGAUAUGAGAUGCACUCAGGUAUGUCGCGCCGCCACUCCGGGCAUUGGCAUCGCCCCAGAGACCACCCCCGUUAAGUACACGCCUAUGAUGCUGAAUAUCAAGAAUAUGAUGUGGUGGAAUGGAAGGCGUAGCCCGUAUCGUGCGGUCUACCGCGAGAAAACUUGGCUUGAGCUCAGUCGCUGGGGAGACUUCACCAAAAGUGGCCGUCCUGUAAUGCGGCAGCGCUAUUCACGCGAGGCCCUCCAGGCCGUGUUAGAGAUGAUUCCAGACGGCUUUGAGGUGGCAGAUGUGCCGCGUCCACCGCAGCGUAUUCGUGCUCAGUCUGAGGGGAUUGUGGGUCGCUGGUAUACCAAUUACUGGACGCUGCAUUCAGUUAAGUAUCAAUGUUUUCUAGCUGGGAUCGAAUGGAAGCAUGGCGAGCGGCAGCGACCUCGGACAAACUACGACGAGCCGUUUGUCUACGUUGAUUUUGAGGAGAGCAAGAUGGUGCGUGAUUAUCGCAGCCGCUGGAUAAAUGUGAACCGCUCACUGGUAGGCAUGUCGAAGCGCAUGAAAGAAGCCGAAGAGGAGUCGCGCUAUAUGCGCUUCAAGAGAUUGCAGGAUACCUUCUGGUCCGACCGCAAGGUUCUGGUGAACCGUGUAAAAUCGAUGCACAAUCAGGGCACACUUUCGUCAGCUAAGGAUCUCCCCAUCAAGACUCUGAAUAUAAAGGCCUUCCUAUCAGAGUGACCAUUUUAGGUAUCAUAGGGGAAACUUAGAGAUUUUUUGUCGCCGCAUCCUCUUUUUCUCCUUUAGCUGUCUAAUUUGAUUUGCUUGCUUUUGUGUAUGUGUACCGUUGGGAUCGGUUUGGGUUAAA